AUGCCUACUAAUGCUAGGGCGAAAAAACUGAACAUAUUUCUUAAGAAUCAGUUUACCAGAAUUCCAUGGCUGGAUAUAAAGACCAAUACAGAAUUCAAAAAUGAGGUAAAUAGAAAUUUGAAGAAUGAUGGUUACACCAAUGAUGCCAUGGCAUUCAAGAGUGUAAUAACAUGGUCAUUGGGGAGGUACACUGAUUACAGAAAUCAGUUGAGAAGAAAGAUAAUAACUGAAUUAAAGAAGGAAGAUUUGGCCGUUGUGCCCAUAGAAGAAUUUGCCCAGUCUAUAAUAGGUGGUUAUUGUAGUUCUGGGGUUGAUGACAGUUCUCCAGAGAGGACACAGUUGUGCCUGCUACUUGUAAGUUUAGCAAUAACAGAAAUUACUUUACAGUGA
Messenger RNA from Mytilus californianus (California mussel), 390 nucleotides. RefSeq lists its product as uncharacterized. The record is from RefSeq and is a predicted model, not a curated record. NCBI's taxonomy places the organism in Eukaryota, Metazoa, Mollusca, Bivalvia, Mytilida, Mytilidae. Bases 1 to 390 code for a protein of 129 amino acids. The transcript is spliced from 4 exons.